AGCCAGGCCUGCUUGGCUGGGGGCCCGUGACCAGCCCCUCAGCAAGGCAGAUCCCCUGGGGGAGGCAGAACCCUGUGUGCUUGUGCUGGGGGAGGGGCCGCAGCACCACAUCAUCCAACAGGUUGGUCAGGCUGGGAGGCGUCCCGCCCUCCUGCAGCUAAUGAGCACUGUACGACAGGUGUCUGCUCCUCAGUCCCCAGCCUGCCCCGGCUGCGACCAGAGCCUGCCACCCAUCGCCCAUCCAAGGCUCACUCACUCAUCCCUGGGCCCUCCUGCUCCCAGGCCGGGGGUCCGAGAUGGCCUGCCGCUCCUGUGUCGUUGGCUUCAGCAGCCUCAGCGGCUGUGAGGUGACCCCGGCGGGCAGCCCCCGGCCUGGAGCCUCGGGAUGGAGCAGCUGCGGGGCCCCCGGGCCGAGCUUCAGCUCCCGAAGCCUCACAGGCUGCUGGUCGGCUGGCACCAUCCCCAAGGUGACCGUGGACCCCAGCCUGCUGGUGCCCCUGGACCUCAAGGUGGACCCGGCCGUCCAGCAGCAAAAGAACCAGGAGAAAGAGGAGAUGAAGGUCCUCAAUGAUAAAUUUGCCUCCCUGAUUGGCAAGGUGCAAGCCCUGGAGCAGCGCAACCAGCUGCUGGAGACCCGCUGGAGCUUCCUGCAGGGCCAGGACACAGCCACCUUCGAUCUCGGGCACCUCUACGAGGAGUACCAGGGCCGGCUGCAGGAGGAACUGCGCAAAGUGACCCAGGAGCGGGGGCAGCUGGAGGCCAACCUGCUGCAGGUGCUUGAGAAGGUUGAGGAGUUUCGAAUCAGGUAUGAAGAUGAGAUCUCCAAGCGCACAGACAUGGAGUUCACCUUCGUCCAGCUGAAGAAGGACCUGGAUGCAGAGUGCCUUCGUCGGACCGAACUGGAAACCAAGCUAAAAGGCCUGCAGAGCUUCGUGGAGCUCAUGAAAACCAUCUAUGAGCAGGAGCUGAAGGACCUGGCAGCCCAGGUGAAGGAUGUGUCGGUGACCGUUGGCAUGGACAGCCGCUGCCGCGUUGACCUGAGCGGCAUCGUGGAGGAGGUGAAGGCCCAGUACGACGCCAUCGCGGCCCGCAGCCUGGAGGAGGCCGAGGCGUACUCGCGGAGCCAGCUGGAGGAGCAGGCCGCCCGCUCGGCCGAGCUUGGGAGCAGCCUGCAGAGCAGCCGCAGCGAGAUCACCGACCUCAACGUGCGCAUCCAGAAGCUCCGGUCCCAGAUCGUCUCCAUCAAGAGCCACUGCCUGAAGCUGGAGGAGAGCAUCAAGGCAGCGGAGGAGCAGGGGGAGCUGGCAUUCCAGGACGCCAAGGCCAAGCUGGCCCAGCUGGAAGCCGCCCUGCAGCAGGCCAAGCAGGACAUGGCGCGGCAGCUGCGCGAGUACCAGGAGCUCAUGAACACCAAGCUGGCCCUGGACAUCGAGAUCGCCACCUACAGCAAGCUGGUGGAGGGCGAGGAGAGCCGGAUGGACCUGCCCUCGGCCACCGUGGUCAGCACCGUGCAGUCCCGGUCCAGAACCGCUGCCUCCAGGUCAGGCCUCUCCAGGGCCCCCUCCCGGAAGAAGAAGAACAGCACAGGUCCCGUGAUCCAAAUCACCGAAAUGUCGGAGAAGUACUUCUCACAGGAGUCGGAGGUCUCAGAGCUGGGGGUGGGAGAGGAGCGCCGCCAGCUGUUCAGAGCCCCUCCGCUCCGUCACUGUCUCACAGCCUCAUCCUUCCAACCUUCUAGCCAGAGGUGGUCCUGACGGGCUAAACUGGAAUGCAGGUGGGCUUUGUCUCUACCUCCUCUUUCCUUGGAGGCUCUUCCUCCAACGUGGGCUCUGACCAAGGCCCCUUUGAGUCUUUUGCCCAACGCUUGCCCUAAACUCCUAUCUCAAGCCUUGCCUUGCCUCUGCCUUGGAACUGGGGCUGGUGCCCUGGCUCACCCAGCCAGCGUGGGCCCCAUCCUGUACCUGGAGUUCCCGGGGAGGCUGGGUGCUGAAGACCCCCCGGCUUUCCUGCACCUCCUGGGCUCCCGCAGAGACCUCACAGUAUUAUGGAGCCUGGGGACUGAGGGGAGGAAGGUCCCUGGGCGUUUGGGACCUGAGCCUGGACCUCUGAGGUCAGCCCAAACACCCGCACCCGUGCCUCCUCCCCAGGGUCCCUCCCAGUAGGCCAUGGUUAGAACUGGACAGGCCACCCCACCAGCUCCCAGCCCUUCUCCAGAAGCAAUUCUUGCCACAGUCCACUCUCUGAGAGUGGAGGCCAGAGGCCCUCUGAGACCAGGCAGGAGAAUUAGACUACCCCUUCACCUCCCUGCCAUUCUGCGAUCACCCCCCAGCCUGGGAUCUGAGCUCUCCACCCCAAGCCCAGGUGCUUCCCAGCCUGAACACCUGGCUUUGGUGCGCCUGACGCUGGAGACCCCUAGCCCCACCCCUGCCGAGAAACCCUGGGCCCACUUCCCACAAAUCCCACCUCUCAGGGCCUGUGUCCUCCUCUCCAUGGAGACAGACAGCCUGGCCCUUCCCGCCUUUGCAUGCACUGGGGAGCCCAGGGCCUCCCCUGACCUGAAGGGUCAUAGCUCCUCUUCUCCCCGUCCUGCCCCUUCCUCCCUCCAAGCCCACUCCCCCUGCCUCCAACAGGCCAUGAAGAAGGCACAGUCCACGCAGGUCUGGGAGUUCCUGAGCCCUCGAGGUCAGGCUCUGGAGCCCCCCCAUGACAGCCUUAAAAGCGCUCACCCUGGGGUUGGCAGAAGUGCUAUUUCCUCCUCUUGGCUCCCCGCUUUGUAGCUUGCAGGGAGAUCCUAGCAGCUCCAGCCUUCCCUCCCUUAAGCUACCUUCCCUCCUUCCCCGCACCACCCCCGUCUCCUCUUGGAGCCUGCCUGUGGUUCAUUCAUCUCCUUUUCCAGGGCAUGGGGGCCCAGGGCUGGGCCACCCCGGGCCUCAGGCCCUCCAGGCCUGUAGGGGGCGCCGACGGGCCGCCGGCUCGCAGGCCCGGAAACGCAGACAUGCACUCAUGCCUGAUGUCCCCAGUGAGGGUGCUGACUGCUGCUGCUUCUCAGGCUCUUUAUUGGUUUCCAAGGGAGCAAAUCCUCAGCAGAGAUACAAGUUAUAUACAGUAUAUAUUAUUUUUUUCAUAACUUAUGUGGCUCUUAACUUAUUGCUUCCCUUCCUGUUUCUGCAUAAUCAGGGCUGUAUGUACUAUCUGGCAGAUGACACGUGUUCCAGCCACCCCACCUGCCCGGCUGGCUGUCUCAGGCAGUGCCCCCUUCUCUCUGCCAAGGGAUGAAUAAAGUGUCGAGAUUUGUCCAUGGA
Messenger RNA from Lemur catta (Ring-tailed lemur), 3302 nucleotides. RefSeq names its product keratin 80 (gene KRT80). Gene Ontology annotation, biological process: intermediate filament organization; keratinization. Gene Ontology annotation, cellular component: keratin filament. The record is from RefSeq and is a predicted model, not a curated record. The coding region runs from base 297 to 1754 and encodes 485 amino acids. The transcript is spliced from 10 exons. NCBI's taxonomy places the organism in Eukaryota, Metazoa, Chordata, Mammalia, Primates, Lemuridae. Gene Ontology annotation, molecular function: structural constituent of skin epidermis.